Messenger RNA from Impatiens glandulifera, 407 nucleotides. Its product is annotated as phenylacetaldehyde reductase-like. Lineage: Eukaryota; Viridiplantae; Streptophyta; Magnoliopsida; Ericales; Balsaminaceae. Gene Ontology annotation, molecular function: oxidoreductase activity, acting on the CH-OH group of donors, NAD or NADP as acceptor. The coding region runs from base 45 to 407 and encodes 120 amino acids. The transcript has a single exon. The record is from RefSeq and is a predicted model, not a curated record.
AAUUGAAAAUACAUUUUAUAAUUCACAUACAUAUAUAUUUUUUAAUGCAGUUGUGGUAUAUGCUUUCGAAGACUUUAGCUGAGGAAGCAGCGUGGAAAUUUGCGAAAGAGAAGGGAAUUGAUAUGGUUGUGAUAAAUCCGACAGUGGUUAUCGGUUCCAUGUUGCAGCCUACGGUUAAUUUAACUUGUGGUCUAAUUUUGGACCUUAUGAAUGGUCUAGAAUCUUAUAGAGAUCUUGUUGGAUGGAUUAAUGUUAAAGACGUAGCAGAUGCUCAUAUUCAAGCAUUUGAGAUUCCUUCCGCGAAUGGAAGGUAUUGUCUUUCUGAGAGGGAACUACGAUUAUCAGAUGUGGCAAAUGUACUUAUUCAACUAUAUCCCUCUAUCGCUCACCGACUUCCUCUAAAGUAA